Chrysemys picta bellii (western painted turtle) is the source of this 8406-nucleotide messenger RNA. RefSeq names its product solute carrier family 12 member 5 (gene SLC12A5). Gene Ontology annotation, cellular component: plasma membrane. Gene Ontology annotation, molecular function: potassium:chloride symporter activity. The record is from RefSeq and is a predicted model, not a curated record. Gene Ontology annotation, biological process: potassium ion homeostasis; chloride ion homeostasis; cell volume homeostasis. NCBI's taxonomy places the organism in Eukaryota, Metazoa, Chordata, Testudines, Emydidae.
CCAGCGAAGCGCUCGCCGGCCACUGCUGGGGCAUGAGCCAGAGGUUCACCGUCACGGCCCUGCCCCGGGAGGAGGGGGCCCCCUGCCAAGAGGCAGCUGCCGCUCUCCAUGGAGAUGCCGCCCCCCUGCAAGGGGCCCAGCCUGGCAGCCUCUCCCGAGAAGACAGCAAAGGCGAUGGCAACCCCAAGGAGAGCAGCCCCUUCAUCAACAGCACCGACCUGGAGAAGGGCAAGGAGUACGACGGGAAGAACAUGGCCCUCUUCGAGGAAGAGAUGGACACCAGCCCCAUGGUCUCGUCCCUGCUGAGCGGCCUGGUGAACUACACCAACCUGCCGCAGGGCAGCCGGGAGCAUGAGGAGGCGGAGAACAACGAUGGAGCCAAAAAGAAACCUGUGCAGGCUCCGCGGAUGGGCACUUUCAUGGGCGUUUACCUGCCCUGCCUGCAAAACAUCUUUGGGGUGAUCCUCUUCCUGCGCCUCACCUGGGUGGUGGGAAUUGCUGGCAUCAUGGAGUCGUUCUGCAUGGUCAUUCUUUGCUGCUCCUGCACGAUGCUGACGGCCAUUUCCAUGAGUGCCAUCGCUACGAACGGCGUCGUGCCAGCGGGUGGCUCCUACUACAUGAUCUCGCGCUCUCUGGGGCCCGAGUUCGGAGGGGCUGUGGGGCUGUGCUUCUACCUGGGCACCACCUUCGCGGGAGCCAUGUACAUCCUGGGCACCAUCGAGAUCCUUCUGGCCUAUAUCUUCCCCGCCAUGGCCAUUUUCGAGGGAGAGGAUGCCAGCGAGGAGGCCGCGGCCAUGCUCAACAACAUGCGUGUCUACGGCACCUGCGUGCUCACCUGCAUGGCCACGGUGGUGUUCGUCGGGGUCAAGUACGUCAACAAGUUUGCCUUGGUUUUCCUGGGCUGCGUCAUCCUCUCCAUCCUGGCCAUCUACGCUGGGGUCAUCAAGUCUGCCAUCGACCCCCCCAGCUUCCCGAUCUGUUUGCUGGGUAACAGGACGCUGUCGCGCCACGGCUUCGACAUCUGUGCCAAGCUGGUGCUGGAAGGGAACGAGACAGUGGGCUCCAAGCUGUGGGAGCUGUUCUGCACCUCCAAAUUCCUCAACGCCACCUGUGAUGAGUACUUCCUGAGGAACAACGUGACCGAGAUCCAGGGCAUCCCGGGUGCUGCCAGUGCGCUCAUCAAAGAGAAUCUCUGGAGCACGUAUCUGACCAAGGGGGUGAUUGUGGAGAAGCAGGGGGUGCCCUCGGUGGCCCUCGUGGACCCCGUUAUCGACUUGGACCAGCCCUACGUCUUCAGUGACAUGACCUCAUACUUCACCCUGCUGGUGGGCAUCUACUUCCCGUCCGUCACAGGUAUAAUGGCCGGCUCCAACCGAUCAGGAGACCUGCGGGAUGCUCAGAAAUCCAUCCCCACAGGGACCAUCCUGGCCAUCGCCACAACGUCUGCUGUCUAUAUCAGCUCCGUGAUUCUCUUCGGCGCCUGUAUCGAGGGGGUCGUCCUCCGUGACAAGUUUGGCGAGGCUGUCAAUGGGAACCUGGUGGUUGGCACCCUCGCCUGGCCAUCUCCAUGGGUGAUUGUUAUCGGAUCCUUCUUCUCCACGUGUGGGGCAGGUCUGCAGAGCCUCACAGGAGCCCCCCGCCUCCUCCAGGCCAUCUCCCGGGACGGGAUCGUCCCCUUCCUGAGGGUCUUCGGCCACGGCAAAGCCAACGGGGAGCCCACCUGGGCGCUGCUCCUCACCGCCUGCAUCUGCGAGAUCGGGAUCCUCAUCGCCUCCCUGGACGAGGUCGCCCCCAUCCUCUCCAUGUUUUUCCUGAUGUGCUACAUGUUUGUCAACUUGGCGUGCGCGGUGCAGACGCUGCUGAGGACACCCAACUGGCGGCCCCGGUUCCGAUAUUACCACUGGACACUCUCCUUCCUGGGCAUGAGCCUCUGCCUGGCCCUGAUGUUCAUCUGCUCCUGGUACUACGCUCUCGUGGCCAUGCUAAUCGCCGGCCUCAUCUACAAGUACAUCGAAUACAGGGGAGCGGAGAAGGAGUGGGGCGAUGGCAUCCGAGGACUGUCGCUCAGUGCGGCACGCUACGCUUUGCUUCGGCUGGAGGAGGGACCCCCGCACACCAAGAACUGGAGGCCUCAGCUGCUGGUUCUGGUCCGAGUGGAUCAGGAGCAGAACGUGGUGCACCCGCAGCUCCUGUCUCUCACCUCCCAGCUCAAGGCCGGCAAGGGGCUGACGAUCGUGGGCUCUGUGCUGGAAGGGACCUUCCUGGAUAAUCACCUGCAGGCCCAGCGGGCGGAGGAGUCCCUGCGCCGCCUGAUGGAAGCGGAGAAGGUGAAAGGCUUUUGCCAGGUCGUGAUCUCGUCCAACCUGCGGGAUGGCGUGUCCCACCUCAUCCAGUCCAGCGGGCUCGGUGGCCUGCAGCACAACACUGUGCUGGUGGGGUGGCCACGCAACUGGCGGCAGAAGGAAGAUCACCAGACCUGGAGGAACUUCAUUGAGCUGGUGCGGGAGACCACGGCCGGCCACCUGGCCCUGCUGGUCACCAAGAAUGUUGCCAUGUUCCCGGGCAACCAAGAGCGGUUCUCCGAGGGCCACAUUGACGUCUGGUGGAUCGUCCAUGACGGGGGGAUGCUGAUGCUGCUGCCUUUCCUGCUGCGGCACCAUAAGGUUUGGCGUAAAUGUAAGAUGCGCAUCUUCACGGUGGCGCAGAUGGACGAUAACAGCAUCCAGAUGAAGAAGGACCUGACGACAUUCCUGUACCACCUGCGCAUCACAGCCGAGGUGGAGGUGGUGGAGAUGCAUGAGAGCGACAUCUCAGCCUACACCUACGAGAAGACCCUGGUGAUGGAGCAGCGCUCGGAGAUCCUCAAGCAGAUGCACCUCACCAAGACCGAGCGGGAGCGAGAGAUCCAGAGCAUCACGGACGAGUCCCGCGGCUCCAUCCGGCGCAAGAACCCUGCCAACCCCCGGCUGCGGCUGAGCGUCCCGGAGGAGCAGGUGGGCGACAGCGAGGAGAAGCCGGAGGAGGAGGUGCAGCUCAUCCACGAUAAGAACGCCACGGCCUUCGCCAGCAGCCCCCAGUCACCCAGUGACGAGGUGGAGACGGCCCCUGAGAAGGUGCAUCUCACCUGGACCAAGGAAAAGUCUGUUGCGGAGAAGAACAAGAGCAAGAGCCCCGUCAGCCCCGAAAGCAUCAAGGACUUCUUCAACAUGAAGCCGGAGUGGGAGAACCUGAACCAGUCCAACGUGCGGCGGAUGCACACAGCCGUCAAGCUUAACGAGGUCAUCGUCAAGAAGUCACAGAACGCCAAGCUGGUCUUGCUGAACAUGCCAGGUCCACCCCGCAACCGGAAGGGGGAUGAGAACUACAUGGAGUUCCUGGAGGUGCUAACGGAGCACCUGGACCGGGUCAUGCUGGUGCGCGGCGGGGGCCGGGAAGUCAUCACCAUCUACUCCUGAAACACCAACUGCUGAGCUGAAGAAGUUUUUUUGCACCCUGAGAGACCCCCACCGACCUCUUUGCACCUGGCUCCGGGGGGGCAGGAGGGUGGUUCUGCUUGUGCUUGGUGCUCAGAAACUUCACCAUGCCCCCCACUCGCUCCAUUCGAACUGCAGCCCCUGAUACUCCAGGAGCAACCAGCACCAGCGCCGCUGUUCCUCAUCGCGCCAGCACAGCCCUGCGGUGGGUGUUUAUAUAUAAAUAGAGACAGUAGCUCUGAGCCUGAGCCCCAGGGCCUGGAGCGUUACCACCACCGCUGGCCUCCGUGUGGGGCAGGAAGGGGGGCUGGCCAGGCUCUCAGUCAGUGCUUCCGCGGAGCCCCCGGAUGGCUGGCGUGGGUGCCUUGGGCCCUUGGGACAAGGCUCCCUCCCCCUCGCUCUGCUAUAGUUGGACACAUUGAGGUUUGUGGGACACGUUUGCUGCCCUGCCCCGCCUGCUGACGUGUCCUUUGGAGCCCGUUCGCCUGGGCAAGGCCACCCACAUUCUCGCCUCGCCCCACCGCUCCCAGGCACCUGCAGUGCCAGCCACAGGCCUCUUGCCAAGGUGGGCUCAGCAAAGCGCAGCCCUCCUGCUGCCCGUCCCUGGAAACCACAGCCACACUCUGUGGCCCCCCCGUGCUGGCUGGGACAGGUGAGUGCUGCAGGGCUGGGCAGGGAGGAGGCAGGUCCUGCAGUGCGUCGGAGCGAAGGACAGCGCCACGCUGCCGUUGUCGUGAGGUGCCCUAGAUCCACCGGCUGGGUGAGAGGGGCCUGACCUGGCCAGGGGCUGCAUCCCAGCGGGGGGCAGGGAGGGUGUCAGUGGGGACAUGGACAAAGUUUUUCUCCUCCCCCCACCCCCCGCUCAGCACAGGCCCACGUGGCUGCCCCACCCUGACUCACCUGCUCCAGGGUGUGGUGCCUGAGCUGGGCUGGGGCAGCGCGCUCACUGCAUGCUGUUCGCACGCGCUGCACAGCCCUGGGAACGCAGGGGCGCACGUCUGGCUAGUGCCAUGCACAGCCAUGCUGCACAGCAGCUCCAGACGGGAGGCCUGUGUCCCUCCCCCCACACCAUGCAUGGGACCGGGCAUGAGUCCAGCGCCCACGGCAUGGGCAUGAACAGCCUCCCUGUGACCCUCCUCAGCCUCGUGCCCCCUGUGUCCUCUCCCCCAUGGCAACCUCCUCCAAGCCAUGUUGCUGCUUCAGGGGCUGCUGGGUAAAGACCAUAGGUAUUCAAAGUUUAUAAAUAUGCAAAUCAGCUCAAUCUCACCCCCCACCCUGGCCCACCCCUGUACCAGCAGCAGGUCACUGACAGUCCCCGGCUGGGAUGCAGCCUCCCCAGGUCACAUGGGCCCAUGAGCAGCUCUGCACCUGCACACAUGGCUGUGGGCUUGUUUAGACAUGUCAAACCUUGGUCCCAGUCCCUCCUCCCCCCUCAGCAUCUCUCACUUUACUGAGAAACUGAGGCGCUUUUAACCAAUGUGAAUAGUUCUAGGAACCACAGCGGACGUGGAGGCCGGGAGGGCAGAGGGUUCGCCCAGCCCGGGCGCCUGCCCUGCUGUAUAUAAUGUACAUAAUACUGUAUGUGUAUUUUUAAAGUGAUCAUAUUUAUGUUCCUAGCCCCAGAUGAAGUCUAUAUCUAGAGAUCUAUAUCUAUGCUGAGAGAUGCAAGGAGUCGCUAGCGCCAGUGAAUUCUGGCUCCAGCUUUUAGGCUCAGUCUGGGGCCCAGGCCCGUGAGCUCCAAGAGGUUUUGCUGAGGCUGCUCCCCCUGGAGAGGGCGGCUUUUCCUCGUCGUUCACGUGCGGGGGUGAAGGCUGCAGCGUCUCUGGCCUAUAGCGCGUCCCAUGGGGAGGGCCAGCUCACGGGGUCAUUCUCUUUGAAUUUUGCUGCUUAGUCUUUUCAGGGAAAAGAAGUUACAGAAUUUUCUGAACUUGUUUCACAGCAGAUUUGAGCUUCCAAUCUGAGUGCAGCCUGCUCCGGCGGGCCUUCUCCGUGCUGCGCCGGCCUCUCCCCCAGCCGAGACGGAGCAGCUUCACUGCUCAGACGUGUGGCCCAGAGCUGAGCCCCAGACCCACCUCUUAGCCUCCAUUGCAGCACUGGGAAUGGGCCCGUGCAGAUUGCCACGGGAGCAGCCCUGUGCCUUCUGCAGGCGGGAGAUGGUUCAGAGGCCCAUGGCUUGAUGCCAGUAAAGGGCUAACGUCUCGUACAAUGACUCCCCUUGGAGAAGGCAGCUGGGCCCCUUCUCAGACAGUGCUGGCUCCCCGUAGGCCCCCUUCCUUUCCUAUCCUGCUGCCCUUGCUCAAUGCUCUCUAGGGAAGAGCAUCCCGUGCCCAGCGCUCCCUGGCAAUAGACUCAAACCUGUGGGCGUGAAUGGCCCCGGCGGCAGCUCCCACAGAGCUGCCAGCCCUCAACUUCCUUCCCACUGAAACAGCGAGAGGGAACAAGGUCUUCUGUGGGCACCUGCCCUAAAUCCUCCUCCAGUGGGCCCUUGGCAUCACACCCCAGCACUGGCCCCAUGGGGAAGGAGGGGAGGGCACUGGAGCAGGAAGUGAUUUGGGCUGAAGCUCCCUGCUCACACUCCAGCAUCUGCUCGCCUAGGCCAGGUUCGGUGAUGGCCCCAGCCCUCACAUCUGUAUUUGUUGCUAGGCCCCGGCUCCCUCAAAGUGCCACCGCCCCCCUCCCCGCCCAGCAGCAGUUCAGGCUCAUCCCCAGUGGCGGCCAAACUGCUUGGGAAAGGCAGAACGAUUCUGUGCAGCAGCCCCAGCUUCAAACCCUGGCAGAGGAUGUGUGCCCGCUGCUGCGCCCACACGCUCUUAAUGGGGAAUCGAUGCCGAGCACUGGGCCCAGCUCCUGGCGGGAAGUGGGUGAUGCAGGGGCCCAGCCCAACCCUGGACAAUUACUGACCAGCAGCUCUGCUGAGUGCUUCAGCCCCGAGGCCGCUGCGUUGAAAUGAACAGGCAGGUGUCUGCUUGGAGGAGGGUUUCCUUAAGCUUGGGUCAGGGGGUCAUGGCUGCUUCUCACAGCAAGAGCUUGGGCUAGUUAGGGGCUGCUGUGAGAAAACCCCAUAAGCCAGGCCCCUUCCCAUGGCUUGGUUCUCACAGCAUUCCAUAGCAGCAAGGUUCCCAAGAGCAGACUGAGCCCAGGGCUAGAAGUCAUAGAUGUUACUUGCAAAACUCUCCUUUGGCUUUUGCUGCUGCCUGCAGGCCCCCCAGCUGCCCCCCGGCCCGCCUUCCUCUCCUUUCUGCCCCCAGUGCUGUCCCCCUCCCUCAGCGCAGAUGCCCUUCAGUCCUGGCUCUUUCCCUUCAAUCAGGACUGAACAGUUCUUGUCUCAUGAUUCCUCUAGCACUAACCGCCGGCAGCACUGAGCUCACGCGUGGGCAUGUCACACCCUGCCCCCAUCCCUGCAUUGCCUUGUGGCAUUGGAAACCCUAGUGCAGACAGGCUGCCAGCCCCCUUUUAAACAAAGCAUCCAUUAGACCCGCUCAGAGCAGGGCUACAUCCACUGCUCAAACCAGCCAUGGCAGCCAGGGCCCUCUCCCUCCCUCCCUCCCUCCUCCUGGAAAGCCAUCGCUCCACCAGUGCUGGGGGGUAGCACACAAUCCCCUUGGCAAGUGACCCCAUUGAGACAGUGAAAGGCAAAGGAGCCCCCAUCCCCGGCCCUGGCUCAGCAAGACCAGUGCUACAGCUCUGAACACACAUGUGCAUUGUUGCCUCUCAAAAGCACUGCCUGGCCAAACUCCUCGGGGGCAAGCAGAGGGUGCUGGUUUCCUCAGCAAGUCCCCCAUGCCCGGGGCUGGAGAGCCAGUUUUAGCAGACAGCACUGCAUGUUAGUUUACAAACCCAGCUCUGCCCCUGCACGUUUGGCCUCUGUGAGUGUGCAGCUCCCUCUGGAGCACCCUUCCACUGUUCCGUCUUGGUAAAGAUCGUGUCCUGUGGUAGAAACCGGAGUCUCUUUCUGGCACAUGUGGAGACAGUUCAGGGUUUUCAGAGCGGGCAGGAAGGUCUUGACCCAUGGGGCUUGUUUUACAGCGAGCCCUUGUAUGCAGCUGCAAGGAUGAGCACAGCCCCCCCCCAGCAGAGCAGGUGCUCUGGGUGCAAGGCUCGGCCCCCUGCUCAGGGAACCACUCUAAUUACUCUAGCCAGAGCAGAGGAAAGCUCUUUAGUUCCUCACAAGUUAAAACGGGGGCAACCUCCACUCCCCAGCCCGCUACCUGGCCUCCCAGUGCAAGCUGGGGGGUUAGGCCCAGUCCAAGCAUUCCCUGGUCCAGGUUACAAACCCUCUGAGAACAUGUUUACAGAUGUAGGCAGAGGCUGCACUGGGCAAUGGUGUUCAUCCUUCCUGCGGUUCAGGUGACUAUAGAUACUGCUUAGGGUACAAUAGUUGCACUAGAAGAGUCAAGACUCCACUGCAUAGCAGGAUUGACCUGUAGUGGAAGGAUCCAGAGGUUUGAGGUUUUGUUGGUUGCAAAACACUUUUCUGUGCUACAUGUGCAAUAUAUUUGUUAUGAAUGUUACCACAACAAAGUCAAUUCAUUAAAUAAACUUUAUAGUCACUGUACCUAGAUGUUUUACAUCCAUUCCAAUGACUUUUAUUCCAAGUGCAAUAUUUCAAUAGACAUGUAGUGACCUAGUAUGCUUUGUGUUUUAAAGAAUCUGUGUGCAGAGCAAUGCAAAGAAGUUUAAACUCUGUAAAUAAAAUAGGUUGCAAACCAAAAGAAAAGAGUAAUAGGCUUGCAUUUAAUUUCUGUGCGAGUGUUUCAGUAUUCUGUAUUGGGCCGCCUCAAUAUCGCCCCCCUGUGUUCUCUGUGGAUAUUAACAGAGGAGUGGCUCCUCACUUGUUGAAUGCUCCCGUUAAUGCUUUACAGCUUUUAUUGUAUUAAUUUUUUAGACUCCUGUCUGCACAAAAUGCAAUAAAAUGAUUUUAUUACACCCUUCA